This is a messenger RNA of Zalophus californianus (California sea lion), 1682 nucleotides long. RefSeq names its product spermatogenesis associated 25 (gene SPATA25). The transcript is spliced from 2 exons. Gene Ontology annotation, biological process: spermatogenesis. NCBI's taxonomy places the organism in Eukaryota, Metazoa, Chordata, Mammalia, Carnivora, Otariidae. The coding region runs from base 904 to 1656 and encodes 250 amino acids. The record is from RefSeq and is a predicted model, not a curated record.
AAACAGCCUCCCCUGCAGAGCAGGGAGCCCGAUGUGGGGCUCCAUCCCAGGACCCUGGGAUCAUGACCUGAGCCAAAGGCAGACACUUAAUGGACUGAGCCACCUGGGUGCCCCUAGACAGAGCAUUAUGGACAUCACCUAGAUCAUUGGUUCCUAGCCUGGCUACUCAUUAGCAUUAUGUGGGAUAAACUAAAGAGCUGAUGCCCCAAACCCCAUCUCCAGAGAGUCCCAUUCCAUUUGUUGGAGGAUUAGGCCUAGACAUUGUUCUUUUGUAGAAGCUCAGCCAGGAUUGAGGAGGAUUCCCCUAGAAUAGAGGUCUUGACUUUGGCAUAUAUUGUAACCACUUGAGGAACUUUGAAAAAUACUGCUAACUGGGUCUGACCCAGGGAUUCUGAUUUAAUUGGUCUGGGACGAGGCUGGGCAUCAGGAUUUCUAAGCGCUCCCCAGAGAAUUUAAUGUGCAUCCCAGCACGAGACCCAGUGCCCUGGACCAACGAUUUCAUUUUGCAGAUGGGAAAACGAAGCCUAGAGGUGGCAAUGUAUUCCAAAGUCACACAGCAAAGGAGUGAGUGCAGAGAACUUCUCUCAUACUGCAGAGCACAAAGCACUCACCUCUUUAUUUGUAUCUCUGAUCCGUUGCUUCCAUUACAGAUAAUCUCAUUUAAUCCUCACAACUUCUGGUGAGGGAGUGGGUAGUCAUUACUUCCACCUUACAAAGGAGAGUAUCAAGGAACAAAACUGUCCAAGUGACUUGCCCAAGGUAGAGGUAAGAACCUAGAAUGUCCUGGUCCAGCACUCUCUUAACCCCAUGCCAUUGUCAUAUACAGGUUCUAGAAUGAACAGGUCAGUGCUGUGAGGUGGGUUCCAGGUGUAAAGGGGAGGGACUAUGAGGUGACAUUCUAGAAUGGUGGAAAGGGUAGGACUGGAGGCAGACAACUGUUCCCUCACAAACGGGGGCUUUGGGGCAGCCAUGUCCUAUUUCGUGUCUCCACAAACUCAUCAAGGUCUUCUGCCUUCCAGCCAAGGUGGGGCUGUUUCUCCAGGCUCAUCCCUUGGCCUCUAUAGUCCUAUAGAGCCAGUGGUGGUGGCCUCUAGCGGACUAGGCCCACUGGGCCAGAAAGCUGAGCAGGUGGCACCUGUUGCCCAGGCCUGGGGUCUGGCCCUGGCAGUGCCGGAAGCCAGGGGCUGCCCUGGGGGAGCUAGCUGGGAGACACUGCAGCGGAAGGAGUAUGGCCGAUACAACCACAAAUUCCCCCAUGCAAGACAGCCGGAGAGCUUGGGCUGGGAGGAUGGAUGCUCCAGAAGCAGAGCUCCCCACCUGGGUGGCCCUGGCAGGCCCGGACCCCUGCUGCUGUGUGGGCUAUCACCAGGGGUUCUACCGACGUCCUCUGAGGCAGUGGGGAAGGAGGCCGGCUCCCAGCCUGACAUCUGCAUCCUCACCCUGGCCAUGAUGAUCGCUGGCAUCCCCACCGUGCCUGUCCCAGGCCUGCGGGAAGAGGACCUGAUCCGGGCGGCUCAAGCUUUCAUGAUGGUGCAUCCGGAGCCAGAGGGGGCCAUGGAGGGGGCGCGGUGGGAGCAGGCACGUGCCCACACAGCCUCUGGGCAAGCGCCUCUAAUGAGAUCCAGGAGAGGCCAGCCUCCUGGCUCCUGCUUGUAGCUGGAUGAAAUAGCACCAGACACAUA